AACUCACCGUUUUGUAUGGUUCACACGGCUCACUGGUGAACAUCGUGCAGAACAUCAUCAUCUCGCGCAUCAUGAACUACAACAUGGAGGACAUGGCCAUCCGAGACGAGCUCCGCCCCUUCCUGCUGGCACGCACCGACCACUUCCUGCAUGAGCUGGUGAGCUUCGCCCGCUCCACCCUUAAUAUGGAGGAAUACGACCAGCAGGCCGUUUACGACUGUCCCGCGCCCAGCUACGAGGAGGGCAGCAGCUCGGACCUUACUGUUAUCGCCAUCUCCGAGGAUGAUGAUGAUAAUGAUAGUGAGGACAAUGUCACGGAGAAUCCCUCUGCUGUCCAGGAAUGCCUUGCAUCCGUUGCCACAGCAAGUGGAGCGGAUAGUUUGCCAAGUCAGUCAGCGUGGGAUGAUGAGACGCCUGGUCCAUCCUAUUCAACCCUCCUCCCCUCUUCCAGCCUAUCACAGGGUGAGGGGGCGGAGCCAAGCUCAAGCACAGCCCCUCCCCUCAGUGCCCUCAACACGACUGACCCUGUGGCAAGUGUCGGCGUGUCAGCCAGACCGGAUGAAGAUGAUAUAGAGGAAGAGUGCCUAAUUGUGGGAUAUGUGAAACCGAUGGCUGAACGGACCCCAGAACUUGUUCAGCUCUCCUCAGAUUCAUCUGAAGAAGAGCAAGAGCCAGUCACCACCGAGGCAGCGGCCUCAGUAAUGAAAUCAGAGGAAUUCCAAGUGCAGCUCCCGUCACAGUCCCACAUGAACCCAAUUAGUCCUAAUUCCUUUCCAAGCCCUGCUCCCUUGUGCAGUCCACAGCAUUUACUUCCGGAUGGAGUCAGGUCACCGAGUAAAGAACAAGAGGCCGACUACUUGUCCUUCCAUGGUCACCAGUCCAAAGAUGGUUCACAGUCACAUUCACAUGAUGACUCCAGCUUCAGAGGUAACCAGAGGCACAGAAGUCAUCGGCGCUCUGGCAGCAAAGAGAAGGACAAGAGUUCAGAUCAAUCAGGGCCAGUCAAGACCCCAGAUUGCUCGCCAAGCCAAACACGUAGCUGGACACAAAGCCCAACGGUGUCCAUUUGGAGUGGCAGCCCCGCAUCUAAGUCACACAGUAGUGAUUGCUCUCCUUCUCAAAACAACAGCGACAGAAGUGGAGAGCAUUCGCGCCAUUCAAGAGAGAAAUUCUCGCACUCUCCUUCCUACUCAAAAAGGAGAAAAACCAAGGAAAGGAGGAUAAGGUCUCCUGACUCACCUGAUUCGUUCCUUGGCUCUCACCAUCCCUGUGAGGCAAAGCAUUGUCGUAAACACCGUAGGCGGUCGGUCAGCAGCAGUAGCGCUGAUUUGCACUCUGAAAGAUCCUGCAUGGACAAACCCAGUGGUAAACGCAAGUACAAAACCCGGCACUUGGAGCGAGCAGCCCAGCGGCGGCACAAGGAGAGAACCACAACCAAGGAAAAAAAGCGGAACCGAGAACGGCGACCCAGCAGGGAACGAUCUCCAAGUGUGGAGAUCAUCUACGAACAAAGGGCGCCUGACACAGACUGGAUCCAGCGGAGGAAGAAGAAGCACCGGAAGCGAAGGAGGGAACUGCGUUCUCCCACUGUGAUCACGAUAGAUAGUGACAGCGACCGUACCAUCGACUGUCUGGACCGCGUCUUGGAUGUUUUAGACCAAACCGCAGCUGAUACUGAGCAAAGGGAUGGGAGUCCUGAGCAAGAUUCCAUCCAGAAUGCAAGUUGUACCUUGGACUCUUCAAAUCCUCUCUCUGAGCCAUCGAGUCCCAUAGGCCGCAGUGACCAAACCACUGAACGCACACUAAACCUAGACAACUGUGUGGUGAAUGUAGUCGACAACAGUAGUUCUGACUGCUCCCGAAAUAUAAGUGAAGGUAGCCACGAAGAGUUUAUGUCCGACCCUUUCCCAGGGGCUUCGAUGAUAACAACCCCACCUUCGGACAUGAGGCUGCUGGAAACCAUACUGCAAGAUCUUGUGGAUUUCCUACCGGGGACAGAGUAGGAAAUGGGGCAGAGUCCUCCCGGCCAACGGGAACCCAGUUCUAGCCAACCAAAAGACCAAUCAGUGAUGAGAGGAGAUGGCAAAAAUUUAGAGAAUGAGAACACAGAUGGCGACCAACACUGCUAACUAAAACUAAAAUAGACUUUUUCUUACAGACAAAAGCUUUUCUGAUGCUUAUCUGGAUCGCUCAGUCUCUAUACGUUUUUAUAAACUCAUUUAAAGUUUGUUUUAUUGCUGGAAAUGGAUGCUUGGGAAACAUUAAGACAAUGUUUUUUGUCAAUUUGAACAUCAUUAUUAUUAUUCAUGUUGUAUUUAUAGUCAUAGUGAUCCUUUUCCUUGAAUCUGGUGCUUAAUCACUGUGCCACAACUCAACGACGAUCAUGUCUAGAUGGCAACUCUUUUCCACUAUCCAUAACCCUAGAAGCAACAAAUGCAUGGGAGUUACUAUCUAGACUAGUGGUUCUCCGCUUGUUUGCUUCAAGACCGAGAUUGUUUGACAAGACGCAGGGCCUUUGACUAACCAAACGAAAUAUAUAGGAAAUGUUAUUUUGCUAUCUUACACUCUCAGAAAAAAAUGUGCUAAACUUGUAUCUUUAGAUGUAAAACAGAUUGUCACUGGGGCAGUCCCAGUACCUUAAAGGUGACAGACAUAUCAUGAAAAUUUUACUUUUCAAGGUUUUAAGUGCUAUGAACAGGUCCCCGGUGCAUCUAUCAACCAAGGAAACGUGAAAACGAUUAACCCAGUAACUUUGUUGUGGUAAGCCUUUUUUUCUUCCUCUUCUGCAUACCUGUGACCGAUUCUGAAUCAUGACCCACCGGAUGAGAACCACUGAUCAUUCAUUAUUCAGCCCCAUUGAUCUUGGAGAACUGUGUCUUUGUUAAACUCAGGGAACAGAUGACGCCUCCAUUCCUCCGUUACACAGUAUGUGUGAAUGUGCUGGUGCGUGUGGGACUAUAGGGACACCCUGGAGAUAUAAUAAUUCACGGAUCAUGUCUACUGAACACACAUCAAGCCUUCUUUACAACAGCUGUCUGUCAUGUCAGCCAAAAAUCAAUAAAUGCAUUUAAUAGAUGUAUAAUAGUGUCUGAAAAUGUUUUUCUUUAUGAACCACAGCAUUAGGUCUUUGUGACCUUAUCAAGACCCUUUGUUCUAACCAGUUGGGAUGUGAUGAACCCUGUGUCUUCCAGACACCAAGAUUAUUCAACGUCUUUUGGAGAUUACUGGGCAGAUGAGGAGUCCACCAUAGUCAUGUCGUCCACAUAUUUCCAGUGGUCUGUUUGUUCCUGAAGGGCACUGUUAAACAGUGUUAGAAAGAUGAUGGGUCCCAGUACGUGUCCCUGAGGAACUCCACAUGAGGGAUGUUCCCAAUCAGACAGAUAUCCCUGAUAACGCACUCUUUGAUGACAAUUAGACUUUGAAUUACAAAUCCAUGGAAUGAGGCUAGGUCUCACUCCAAGAUUCAGGAGGCACUGAACUGGUAAUAUGUGGUCUACUCUACAGGAUUGACAACCUUGUCAAAGUCAUUUGUGAUUAAUGUGCACACUGGGCUGGGAGAUUUGUGACCGUUAAAGGAUUAGUUCACUUCAAGAAUAAAAACUCCUGAAGAUUUACUCACCCCCAUGUCAUCCAAGAUCCCAUUGUCUUUCUAUCUUCAGUUGCCAAGAAAUAAAGGUUUAUGAGGAAAACAUUCCAGGAUUUUUCUCCAUAUAAUGAACUACAGUGGCAACCAUUUUUUGCAUGUUUGCUUUGUAAACACUGGGUCAGCGCUUUUGUCUACAUCAUACGUGACCUUUCCAACGUAAUGAUGUAAUGCGUGAAGUCCAGCUAGUGCAAGACGAACAUUUGUGUUUAAAAAGCAUUUAAAUGUUUAUUAUUUUAAGAAAAUGAGUGAUAAUUUCUCCAGAUAAGACCCGUAUUCCUCAGUCCCCAUUGAACUCCAAUAGCAUGAAGUCUUGGAAUGGUUUCCUUAAAAACCUUAAUUUCUUUGUGACUGAAGACUGCAGAGUUUGUUAUCCAAACAGAUAUCCAGGAUUCUGCGAUGAUUAAAAUUUCAGAUUAUGUUUAGGCCAAUGUGUAAGUACUUAGUAGAUGAGCCUAAUAAAUGCUCAAUGAGUUCUUGCUGAUGUAA
Carassius gibelio (silver crucian carp) is the source of this 4132-nucleotide messenger RNA. Its product is annotated as E3 ubiquitin-protein ligase Topors-like. The transcript is spliced from 3 exons. The coding region runs from base 72 to 2003 and encodes 643 amino acids. Gene Ontology annotation, biological process: protein polyubiquitination; protein monoubiquitination. The record is from RefSeq and is a predicted model, not a curated record. Gene Ontology annotation, molecular function: ubiquitin protein ligase activity. Lineage: Eukaryota; Metazoa; Chordata; Actinopteri; Cypriniformes; Cyprinidae.